CUCCAAGGCUUGCGUACUGGGCAGACCAAGGAGUGCUGGGCAGGACAGUGUAAACCAGCUGGAAUAUCUCAUCACCACGGAGGAUCUAUAUGCGGUAGCUUCAGACACUUUCUGUUGGGCUACGUAAAGUUGCUUGACCAUUUGAAGACCAUUAGCCUGCUGGGUUGCUGUGGAGACAGGUGAACCAUGGAGGACGGGAAGCCAGUGUGGGCUCCCCACCCCACCCACGGGUUCCAGCUGGGCAUGAUCGUCGACAUAGGAGCCGACACACUUACCAUCGAACCCUUGAACCAGGGCAAGAGCAAGAGCUUUCUGGCUCCUAUGAACCAAGUCUUCCCUGCUGAAGAGGAUGUCAACAAGCAUAUGGAGGACAACUGCUCUCUUAUGUACCUCAAUGAAGCCACACUUCUCAACAACGUCAGAGUGCGGUAUAGUAAAGAUAAGAUAUAUACGUAUGUGGCCAACAUCUUGAUAGCAGUGAACCCCUACAUUGACAUCCCCAAACUCUACGCUCCAGAGACCAUUAAGUCGUACCAGGGGCGGUCCCUGGGCACCCUACCCCCUCAUGUAUACGCCAUCGCUGACAAGGCCUACAGGGACAUGCGUGUGCUGAAGAUCAGCCAGUCCAUCAUCGUGUCUGGAGAAUCUGGAGCUGGGAAGACUGAGAACACCAAGUUUGUUCUCAGAUAUCUAACUACGUCAUAUGGGACUGGUCAAGACAUCGAUGAGAGAAUAGUUGAAGCCAACCCCCUGCUAGAGGCUUUUGGAAAUGCAAAGACUGUCCGGAACAACAACAGCAGUCGUUUUGGGAAGUUUGUAGAAAUCCACUUCAAUGAAAAGAAUGCAGUGGUUGGUGGCUUUGUGUCUCACUACCUGCUGGAGAAGUCAAGGAUCUGCAUGCAGAGUAAGGAGGAGAGGAACUACCACAUCUUCUACCGGCUGUGUGCCGGGGCCACAGAGGACAUCAAACACAAACUGCAUCUCGACUCCCCUGACAGUUUCAGGUAUUUGAAUCGAGGAUGCACCAGGUACUUUGCCAGUAAGGACUCGGACACGCAGAUCAUGCAGAACCGCAAGAGUCCUGAGGAUGAUAAGCAUGUGAAGUUGGGUGCCCUGAGAGACCCUCUGCUGGAUGACCUGGGAGACUUCAACCGGAUGUGUGGGGCCAUGAAGAAGAUCGGACUGGACGACACAGAGAAGCUGGACCUUUUCCGGGUGGUAGCUGGGGUGCUCCACCUGGGCAACAUCGACUUUGAGGAGACAGGGAGCACCUCAGGCGGCUGCAUCCUGAAGAGCCAGUGUGGCCAGACUCUGGAGUACUGUGCUGACCUGCUGGGGCUCGACCAGGAGGACCUGCGGGUCAGCCUCACCACCAGGAUCAUGCUCACAACAGCAGGGGGCGCCAAAGGAACAGUUAUCAAGGUGCCUCUGAAGGUGGAGCAGGCCAACAAUGCCCGGGACGCGCUGGCCAAGGCCGUCUACAGCUGUCUUUUUGAUCAUGUGGUCAAAAGGGUCAACCAGUGCUUCCCCUUCCAGACCUCCUCCAACUUCAUAGGCGUGCUGGACAUCGCUGGGUUCGAGUAUUUUGAGCACAACAGCUUUGAGCAGUUCUGCAUCAACUACUGCAACGAGAAGCUUCAGCAGUUCUUCAACGAGCGUAUCCUGAAGGAGGAACAAGAGCUGUACCAGAAGGAAGGACUGGGAGUGAAUGAGGUCCAUUACGUGGACAACCAGGACUGCAUAGACCUGGUGGAGGCCAAACUGGUGGGCAUUCUGGACAUCUUGGAUGAGGAGAACCGUCUGCCUCAGGCUAGCGACCAGCACUUUGCAGACACAGUCCACAGCAAACACAAGGACCACUUCAGACUGACGGUCCCCAGGAAGUCCAAGCUUGCAGUCCACAGGAACGUUAGAGACGACGAAGGCUUCAUCGUCAGACACUUUGCUGGAGCUGUGUGCUACGAAACGACCAAGUUUGUGGAGAAGAAUAAUGAUGCCCUCCACAUGUCCUUGGAGAGCCUGGUGUGUGAGUCCAAGGACAAGUUUGUCAGAGAACUGUUUGAGAACUCCAGCAAUUCAAAGGACUCCAAGCAGAAGGCUGGCAAGCUCAGCUUUAUCAGUGUGGGGAACAAAUUUAAGACCCAGCUGAACCUGCUGCUGGAGAAGCUUCGCAGCACUGGCUCCAGUUUCAUCCGCUGUGUGAAACCCAACCUGAAGAUGGUGAGCCACCAGUUUGAAGGAGCCCAGAUUCUUUCCCAGCUGCAGUGCUCAGGUAUGGUGUCAGUGCUGGACCUCAUGCAGGGCGGCUUCCCAUCCCGAGCCCCCUUCCAUGAACUCUACAACAUGUACAAGCAGUACAUGCCUGACAAGCUCACCAGACUGGACCCCAGACUCUUCUGCAAGGCUUUGUUCAAGGCACUGGGCCUGAAUGAAAAUGACUACAAGUUUGGAUUGACCAGAGUCUUCUUCCGCCCUGGAAAGUUUGCAGAGUUUGACCAGAUCAUGAAGUCUGACCCUGACCACUUGGCUGUGCUGGUGCAGAAGGUCAACCAGUGGCUGGUGUGUAGCCGUUGGAAGAAGGUUCAGUGGUGUUCCCUCUCCGUCAUCAAAUUAAAGAACAAGAUGAAGUACCGAGCAUCUGCCUGUAUUAAGAUUCAGAAGACUGUCCGCAUGUGGCUCUGCAAGAGGAAGCACAAGCCACGCAUCGACGGCAUGGUGAAGGUCCGUCAUCUGAAGCAGAGGAUGGAGCGGUUCACCCAGGUGGUGGCAGGCCUGAAGGAGGGCAAGCAGGAGAUGGCCAAGCAGGUCCAGGAGCUGGCCACCUCCAUAGACACCCUCAUGACUAAGAUCAAGACCACCGUGAUGACCCGGAAGGAGAUAGACGCUGACUACCAGGGUCUGGUGAAGCGCUCGGAGCAGCUACUCUCCUCCAUGCAGAAGAAGAAACAAGAAGAAGAGGAGCGAGAGAGGCUGAAACACAUCGAGGAGGAGAUGGAGAGAGAGAGGAAGAGGAGGGAGGAGGACGAGCGGAGACGCAAGCAGGAGGAGGAUGACAGGAGGCUGAAAGCAGAAAUAGAGCAAAAAAGAAAGCAGGAAGAAGAAGAGAGGAAGAGGGGAGAGGAGGAAGAGAAGAUACUGCAGGCGGAGCUGGAUAUUCAACUGGCUCUGGAGAGAGAGGAGCAGGCCCAGAGGUCGACCAUGGUAGAGCAGGAGAAGAGAGACAGGGAGCUGGCAAUGAGGAUCGCCCAGAGUGAGGCGGAACUCAUCACAGAAGAGGCCCAGCUGGACCCUAGUCUCCGCAGUGAUGGGUAUUUCUCAGGUCUCUCUCCAACCACGAUCAGAGCCAUGGGGGCGCAGGUGCAGGCUACAAAGGCCGCCGCAGGCGUCAAGAAGUACGACCUCAGCAAGUGGAAGUACGCCGAGCUGCGUGACGUCAUCAACACUUCCUGCGAUAUCGAGUUGCUGGCUGCAUGCAGGGAGGAGUUUCACCGCAGACUGAAGGUCUACCACGCCUGGAAGUCCAAGAACAAGAAACAGAAUGGAGAGUCCGAGCAGAGGGCCCCCAAGUCCAUCACUGACUACGCCGAACAGAACCCCGCACCGCCCAUGACAGACCAGCAACAGGAAAUAGCCAUGAACCGCCAUCAGCGCUACUUCCGCAUCCCCUUCAUCCGGCCAGCCGACCAGUACAAAGACCCCCAGAACAAGAAGAAGGGCUGGUGGUACGCCCACUUCGACGGCCCCUGGAUCGCCCGUCAGAUGGAGCUCCACCCUGACAAGCAGCCCGUCGUGCUGGUGGCAGGGAAAGAUGACAUGGAGAUGUGUGAGCUGAGUCUGGAGGAGACCGGCCUGACCAGGAAGAGAGGAGCGGAGAUCCUUCCACGGCAGUUUGAGGAGAUCUGGGAACGCUGCGAUGGGAUCCAGUACCUGAGGAAUGCCAUCGAGAGCAAGCAGGCCCGGCCCACCUACGCCACGGCCAUGCUGCAGAACCUCCUCAAGUGAAGCUGGGGAGGACGCCCCGUCAUGGGCCUGCUGCUGUAGGGGGAAAGCCUUCUGAAAUAUGUCACUUCAAAUGAUCGGUUGAAAGGAAAAUUGGCAUUUAUUUUUUUGUGCAGGGUUCCCUAAUUGGAGUUGUAUAUUGUGCUUGAGGUUAAAUUGAUCACUUAGUCCUGUGGGUGUUGUAAGUAUGAAGUCAACACACUAAGGGAAAACACUCCAUAAUAUUGAGUGUUUUUUUUCAUUUAGGACAUUUAACAUGUAGUUGUUUGAGUAAUUUGACUUUUUUAUGUUGAUUUGUGAUUUUUCGUUUUUUAUGUGUGUGUGAAUAUACAGGAAUGUGCACCACUAUGCAUUCUGUCCUUAUGCAAAAAGGAACUAUGCUUGAAUAAAAUGUCCACACUGAGGCCUUAACUACGAUGAUGCUGCACUAGACAAACGCAUAUUCAAACAUCACUAAGUUAUUAAAUAAUUAAUUGAACAUAGUUGCAACAGUCAUAACAACAUUGUAAAAUUAUUUUGGUUCUUUAAAAGUUGUUAAAUAAUAAUGCUUGUUUGCAUCUGAACUGGACAUUUUUGCCAUAGUGUAGUUUGAAUAGUGGGCUGUUUAGAGGUAAAACAGAGACAUGUUUAUUGGUUUUGUUUAUCACACCCUGAAGGAUGUUACAUCAGUGAUGAAGAUGAGCUGGGAUGAAAAACUCCUCUUUAAAAUGUCAAAACAUUGCGUCAGACUUUUACAAUAGCAAUAAAUCAUUCAAAGGUGUUUGUUUCUUUGAUAGAUAAGAGAUAUCUAUGUUAGUACUGUACCUUGUCUUAGACCUAAUUUUGACCUAAUGUGUAGGUAUGGCAUUAUCGGGCUAUUCCAAUUGAUAACUGAAUACCAUUCAUAUUAACCCUCUCCUCAAAUAUCUUCUAUUCGAAUUGUAUUGAGAUGUUUUUGUUGAUCUAAAAUACUACAUUUAGAAUAUUUUCUAGUGUCAGAAUGUUCUUUUAAAUUAAUAACGUUUGAAAAAUUUAUACAGUAGGCAUUUGUAACAUGUACUGUAUGUCUUUUCUCAGAGAAUAGACUAAAUCCAUGCACCAUGAAUACAAGAAACUGUUGUUCUAUCACCUUCAAACCUACUCCUCAAUAUUAUUAAUAUCAGUUUUUGUCAGUCACCUCAAUGUGGAUGUAAUAUUAUUUGAGGAGUUGCAUUGUUUGAUUGUCUGUGCUCUUAUGUACAGAGCAAGAACAAUACUGACCAUACCCUGUGCAACCAAAUCUUGUAUUCUGUUUUCUGUACUGCAACAUACAUGAAGGAAAUAAACGCAUGCAACCAUACCGUAUGUCAAAGUU
This is a messenger RNA of Hypomesus transpacificus, 5332 nucleotides long. Its product is annotated as unconventional myosin-VI-like. Gene Ontology annotation, cellular component: endocytic vesicle; actin cytoskeleton; cytoplasm. Gene Ontology annotation, molecular function: ATP binding; actin filament binding; microfilament motor activity. Gene Ontology annotation, biological process: actin filament organization; vesicle transport along actin filament; inner ear auditory receptor cell differentiation. The record is from RefSeq and is a predicted model, not a curated record. NCBI's taxonomy places the organism in Eukaryota, Metazoa, Chordata, Actinopteri, Osmeriformes, Osmeridae. The transcript has 34 exons. Bases 187 to 4002 code for a protein of 1271 amino acids.